Molecule: messenger RNA, 2830 nt
Organism: Mytilus californianus (California mussel)
Lineage: Eukaryota; Metazoa; Mollusca; Bivalvia; Mytilida; Mytilidae
Exons: 6
Coding region: 516-1133 (205 amino acids)
Source: RefSeq, a predicted model, not a curated record
UAAAUAUAAACUUUUUCAAAAUUUAUUUAAAUUAGUCAAAAUUUGGGAGAAAGAAAUUAGAAUAAUUUCAGAGUCUAAAUUUAGAAAAAAAAUCAAGUUUUUAUAAGGCCAUUGUUAGCAGGUUGAAGUUCAUCUUGCUCAAAUUUUUUUUAUUAUAUAAAUAUUAAACCAGAAGAUGUGGUAUGACAACUCACCAGAGACUAAAUGACAUCAAAUGUCUACAUUAUUACUUUUUGAUAGAUAUAUUUACUAAAAACCAUUCUGCUUACUUCUGAUAUGAAAGCUUCUAAACUGUCCAAUUUAUUCUUCCAACACUUUCUAUAAUGCAAAAUAAUGAGGUGUAUCUGACAUUUGUUCUCUGUAUAACUGUUUAUUAAAAUUUAAAUUGAAAAGAAGUAUUAGGUAUUAUCAGAAGUACAUGUAUAUGUUUUUAAAAAUUACACAUCUUUUCCAGUGUAAAUGCCUACAACAUAGAAACUAGAAAUGUGACCCAAGUGAAAAAAAAAUGGUUACACAUGCAAAGUGAUUCCAGAAAAAAAGAGGCAAAAAGGAGAAGAGAAAGUCCAAAGACUGGAGGUGGUCCAGCCCCUCCAGAGAUUGAUUCAAAUGAUUUAAAGAUUUUAAGUGUUACAUCAGAUGCCUCAAUUUGUGGACUUGAUGCAGGCUACGAUUCUUUAGCAAAGCCAAAGAAAGCAAUAGUCCAGCAAGGAUCACAAAUUGUUCCAAAAAAUCCAGGAACAGCUGCUGAAGCAUGGGGAUCAAGCGCAGAUUUGCCUUUAAGAGAAACCAAUGACACAGAACAGACAUUGUAUACUGCUGUUGCAGUUACUGGCUCUUCAACAAUAAACAAACAACCAGAUAAAAAAGUUAGUCGCCAGACUAACUUGACAAGUCUUUCUACCUCAGAUUUAAUAUUGGAGGUUGAAAGGGAACAAUUAGAACUGGAAAGAGAAAAGUUGGUUAUAGAAAAAGAAAAGAUUUCUUUUAAAAAGGAAAAGUUGAAAAUGCUGAAAGAUGCCAUGCAAAUUAAAAAAAGGACUCUUCAAUUGUUAGAAGAAUAUGUGGACUUUAAGAAAUUAAAAUUUACACAUGAUUCAGAUGUUUGUGACCUUUCGCCAAUUAUUAAGUUUUAAUAUUUUUCAUCAGCAAAAUAUAUGUAUGACUAAAAUCUAUUGUGGGUCAGAUCUAUCACAGAUUUCUAAUCUAUGAUAAAUAUAACGUCAAUGCAGUCCAAUCUAUGGCAGAUUUUUUAGAAUCUUAAUCUUUUGCAUUUUUUUAGUUUUCCAAUCUAUGGCAAUUUGUUAGUUUCAUAAUCUAUGACAUAACCAUUUGUGAAAAUAAAUAGCCUUUAGGCAUGAAAUAAUUUGACCCGGAAGAAUAAGCAUUUCUUACUCAUGGUGCAUGGUACCUGUUUGACCCGUCUAUUAACCAAGUACCUAAACAACAUGAAACGCAGGAAUUUGCCAUAUAUCUGGAACCAACCAUAGAUUUGAGUCAUACAUAUAUGAUAUGAUAUAGCGUUAAAUUUUAUGCUCUGUUUAAAAUUCAUUUUUAUGUUGAAAUUAUUAUCCACCAAAAUUUACCAUUAGUUCAAAUAUGAAUAUGUAUACUUCUCAAAUACAUUUUCAAAUGUGAAUAUUUUCUUACUUUCUCUCUUUAGCAUAAAUAAAGAUUGCCAAAUGUAUCAUUUUUAAGACAUGAAAAAGUUUCCUCAUUAAUCUAUCAGGUAUCAACUCUGUUAUUGAUUUAUAAUUGUGGAGCAUAAGAUUUAUCCUUAUAUUAAAUUUUGAAUGAAAGUGAUAUCACCACUAACCUUUAUUAUGUUUAUAAACAAUUAAUAUAUUAAAAAUUUAUAAAUUGAAUCAAUUCUGUUUCACCAAAAUAGAGCAUUACAUUCUUAUUAUUUCAAAUUAACUUUAUACAGAUAAAAAGGAUAAGGAAAUAAUAAAGAUAAAUACCACUACAUUGAUCUAUAAGUUUUCAUAGGAUGUUGUCUCCAAUCAUUAAAAUGAUAAAUGACAAAUAAACCAAAAAUAUGAAAGCUGAAAAACAAUUUUAAAUUGACAAAGUUGAUAUUGAAACUUUAGAAAAUGAAACGCAGUUUUGUCAAAUGAUAGCAAAAUUUUUAAAAAGAUUUUAUAUAAUGUUACUGAAAAACCACAUUUUCAUUCAAAUUUGUUAAUUGUGAAUUAUUGAGUGCAUGCAAUGAAACAUAAUGGUAAAAAUUGACAUUUCUGUUAUAAAAAAAUAUUUGAAAAAUGUUAUAAAUAUAUAUUUUUGGGGAAAAACAGAAACAUUUAUCUGUACAUCAAAAAACUUUUUUUUUAAAUUUUCAUAUAGGCAUUAGUAGAAAUAUUUAAUUAAAAUUUCAGAAUUCGCUAAAUAAUUUGUCAGCUAAGACCUAUAUCACACCUUGUCUUUUCAGGUCCAGUAAUAUACAAAACUAUAUCAAAUGUAAAAUUAGGAUUCCCAGUGUUCAAAUUCAGUUAAAAAAAAGUAACCUUUUUCAGUUUUAUACAGUACGUUUAUAUAAUAAUUUAAUGAUUUAUCUGUUUGAUUUUCCAAAAUAUUAAGUUUUUUAGGCAAAUCUUUGAAUAAUGCGUUCUCUAAGGGUUUGAACAUUAGCAGGUGCAAUAUCUCUAACAAUAUGGUUAUCUCCAUUGUCAAUAAAUUCAUCUGUUAAAUCUGGAAGUGGCAGUUUAUCAUCAAUACACUUCUUGUUUAAUUUAAAAACAGCUGUCACAACUAUUGCAGAUCUUUCAGGUGUAAAUGGUAAACAUCCUCCAGUUUUAUGCAAACACCUGUAAUAAAAAAAUAUCAAUAUUUUUUA